AUUCAUCACUCAGUCGUCGUUCAUGCCAGCUAUCGACCCGAGUUCUCAGGCAGCCCUCAAACCAGGAAAUGGAUCUUUCCACACUGUCUCCCACCACCACUUUUCCGAUCGGCCGGGGCUGUCUGUUUCACUGAUCCCAGAGCUGUGUGGCAGCAGGAGAGAGUGACACAGCAGUGUGCUGCUAAAGCAUAGAAUAUUCCUGAGCUGCAGCACAUCACCUGCCCGGAUCUAAACUCCUCCGAGGUUGUGGAAAAGCUGUUGCUGCAUUUAGUGUUCUCAAAACAUUAACGGUGCUGAUCAAAGAAGCAGCUCUUGAAGAACGAAGGCCCUGUGUUAGCCAGAAGGACUAGGAGCCCCUCAAUGUGGCUGUGGAAGAGGGGGAGCAGAUUAACGAAAUGGACACUUACGCCACCAGGAUUUCAUUUGCUGCAGUUUCUUGUCAGCUUGAGAAAGUAGUAAAGAAGACUGUAGAGGAGCAGAACAACACAGGAAUCCAGAUAUGAACCCUGAUGAAGAUGAGUUAAACUCCUAUGAGACUGAAAUAAGUGAGGAUGAAGAUGACCAGGAUGGGAACAAUUCUGACCUCUUGUCAGACUCUAAGCAAAAUACUGAAGAUGAAAACAAAGACUUGAAUGAAAGUAGUUCUUCUAAAUCAGAUGUUAGGUCUGUCAAAUGUUUUACCUGCCCUGAGUGUGGCAAACAAUUUCGCCACAAGCAGUCUCUCCAGGAGCAUGUGACCAUUACAAGUCAUUCAGAUAUGAGGCCUACAAGUAUGAAUAAGAAACUUGUUGGAGUAAAGCAAAAUGUAGACUCGUGCAGGGGAGUCCAGGUAAAACCAAAGUCCUUUAGUUGUGAUGAAUGUAGAAAAACAUUUAGUCUAAAGUCAUAUUUAAAAAAACACAUAAGAGUUCACACAGGAGAGAAGCCUUUUGCUUGUGAUCUCUGUGGACAAAGAUUUACCUCUAAGGGAGAUCUAAACAAACACAUGAGAGUCCACACAAGAGAGAAGCCUUUUGUUUGUGAGCUCUGUGGACUAAGAUUUAGCCAUAAGGGAAAUUUAGACAAACACAUGAGAGUCCACACAAGAGAGAAACCUUUUGCUUGUGAGCUUUGCGGAAAAAGAUUUAGCCAAAGUGGAACUUUAAAGAGACACGUAAAAUUCCACACAGGAGAGAAACCUUUUGCUUGUGAGCUCUGUGGACAAAAAUUUAGUCAAAAGGGAGCUCUAGAGAGACACAUGAGGGUCCACACAGGACAGAAACCGUUUACUUGUGAACUCUGUGGACAAAGAUUUCACAACAAGGGAGGUUUAGACACACAUGUAAGAGUCCACACAGGGCAGAAGCCGUUUAUUUGCGAGCUCUGUGGACAAAGAUUUAGCCAAGAUGGACAUUUAAAGAGACACAUGAGAGUUCACACAGGAGAGAAGCCUUUUGCUUGUGAGCUCUGUGGACAAAGAUUUAGUGAAAAGUCAUGUUUAAACAAUCACAUGAGAAUCCACACAGGAGAAAAGCCUUUUGCUUGUGAGCUCUGUGGACAAAGAUUUAGUGCAAAUUCAAGUUUAAACCAACACAUGAGAGUUCACACAGGAGAGAAGCCUUUUGCUUGUGAACUCUGUGGACAAACAUUUAGCAACAGGAGCAGUUUAGACACACAUUUAAGAGUCCACACAGGGCAGAAGCCUUUUACUUGUGAGCUCUGUGGACAAAAAUUUAGCCAAGGUGGAACUUUAGUGAGACACAGGAGAGUUCACACAGGAGAGAAGCCUUUUGCCUGUGAGCUCUGUGAACAAAAAUUUAGUCAAAAGGGAGUUCUAGAGAGACACAUGAGGGUCCACACAGGACAGAAACCAUUUACUUGUGAACUCUGUGGACAAAGAUUUUGCGACAAGAGAGGUUUAGACACACAUGCAAGAGUCCACACAGGGCAGAAGCCGUUUAUUUGUGAGCUCUGUGGACAAAGAUUUAGCCAAGAUGGAAAUUUAAAGAGACACAGGAGAGUUCACACAGGAGAGAAGCCUUUUGCCUGUGAGCUCUGUGGACAAAGGUUUAGCCAUAAGGGAAAUAUAAAGAAACACAUGAGAGUCCACACAGGAAACAAAGCAUCCAUGUAACUAAAAGGGUUCCUGUUAAGCCGGGCGUAUACUGUGCGACUUUUUCACUUUUUUGAGCCGAUUUUCCACUCGUGCGAGAAUCCACAAGAUCGGGGUGAGUUUUGCUCUGAGCGUCGUGUCGGGGGGUUACGAGAGGCUAUUAACACCACGUGACCAGCUACCGAUCAGCAAUUGUGAGCUCGCGCAGACUUGUGGAGUGUUUGAUAUUUUGCUCGUCCCUCGUGAGGGUAUCGCACUGUUGAAGCGGCGCUGAGAGCAGCUGCGACCCCAAAAGUAUCAGAACCGCUCACGGCGCAUGCGCAAUCAUGCAUCAACACCGCUCGUCCGCUAUUUUCCUAAUAACACACAUUGUUCGUUUUUAUUUCUACACGUUCUUUUACUCACAAAGAUUGUCAAGAAAGCGUGUUUGUCGUGUUCAUGUCGAAUUAAACUGAUCACAAAACAUAAAUUUACUUUCUUUAUUUCGUCUUCCUCAUCCAACCCCAUAAAUCCCUGUGUGUCCCCCUGCAGCACUCCCGAAGGACAACAGUCGAGACAAAAAAGUCUGACGUGUUGAGUAAAAACUGCUAUUUGUAGCAUAUUUUUACGUCCGACGUGUUGCUACCAGACGUACAGUGUGAGCAGUCACCUCCGAGAACUGGGUCAUACAGCGUGAGCACAUGACUCGUGAGAUCUGCCCUGCGAGGAAGUCGUACAGUUUGAGCUGAAGCUGAGUGCUACAAGUGAAAAAGUCGCACAGUGUCUGCCCAGCUUUAUCCUUGUAAAUGUAUCAGUGCCCCCCCCCCCCCAGAUAAUGUCAUUUGUUUAACCAUCCACCUUUGAAACCAAAAUUAAUUCCUUGAAUGAAUGAGUAGCCUACAUGAUUUAGAUCAUUAACCACAAUUAGCUGUAUUCAAAGGACCAGUCAGGUGGUGAUUAUCAUGUUAAGAAAUGAUAAAGGACAGCAGAGUCAUAAAACAUACAAUCCAAUUAUUUAUUGUACAGGUUAGACGAGAUCAAAGGCUGCUGUGAUGGUCCCACCACCCACUUUAUCCCACCAUCACAUAAUCUUUGUGAAAACGCAUGAUUGUGUGCCACAUUACCACCACAAACUCACACUUAUAAAUGACCAAAUGCCUCGACUUUGCUGCAAAGUUGCGGGCAAGUUUUGUUGCUGGUUAGGAGGAACAAUCACCAGCUGCUUCUCUUCAUCUAAUGCCGAGAUCACACUGUGCGAUUUUUGUCCGUCUUUGCCAAAUCCCUUGUCCUGAGCAGAAUCGUGACAAAAAAACGGUCAACAUCAGGGUGCUUGGAAACCUACGAUUUCUGUCUGCGAUCGACUAAUCAAAACACACCUUUGGAACGCCAAAGCAGCAAGACUCCGCCUCUCUGAGCUUCGGUUUCAAUUUAUGUUUAAAAUGCGGAGUAUAAAUUACACACUAGUUUUUAUUUCUGUUAUUAUCCCAAGUUAAACUGAAGUUAUACUAAAAUGAUUAAACUACAUUUUUAAUCCUCAGAUAAAUUGUGAUAACUGUGAUCAUGUGAUCUGUGAGAGGGACAGAGGAAGCUCUGCGACCGCGGGUGUGAGCUGUCACAUGGAGUGGAUCUGCGGAGCAGUGAGACAGAAAUCACGGCAAAACUUUAGAUAUUACAGCCAUCUGUGACAGAUUCUUACUUCUCUGUUGUUUAACAGGUUCUCUUGUGUAUAAAGGAGAAGGAUGAAUGACCAGCAAGCAGAUACUGUUUAGCUGGAAGCUGGGAAAAGACGCUAAAAAUGUUUUUAUGUUUUCAGCCUUGUUAUGGUUAGCGGUCUGCUUAGUGACGUAUGCUUUGGGAGGUGUGCUCAUUAUGCAGCGUGUCCUGCAGGAGAGAGACGUCGUACAGUCUGGCUCACUGAAAUCUUUCUAUACAGUGUGCCACCUUUCUGGAGUUCUCAGUGUGACGUGAACAAUCCUGUGUGACGGCCAAAAAUCACAGUGUGAUCCGGGCUUUAGGGAAGGCUUUCUCAAAACAGGAGUUUUUCACCUUUUUAACUUUCUAAUUUACAUAAAAAGUAGGUCACACACUUAGCUUAGACUUAAUGGCAUGCUACUUUAGACCACACUUUCCUUGUUCUGCUCUUGUUAUGCCUUUCCCGGUAUCCACCGAUUUCCCUCUUUCUUGUUCAUUUUCUCUCUCCCUUUCCUUAAUUUUUUAUUCAUAAUUUUUAUAAACAUUUUUUUAAAAUAUUUUUAUACUUGCAUUAUUUUUGUUUUUGUGAAACGCCUUGUUAUUUUUAUCUUGAGGCGCUAUAUAAAAUAUCGUUUUCUUAUCUUUUCGUUCUUUAUUCAACAAGAAGAAGAAAAGUGUUGGUUUAGAUUCUAGGUUCUCUAGAAAUAUUCUUUUAUAAUUUUUAAUGUUUUUUUCUUUAUUGUGAUUUGCUGUAAACCUGAUUAUAUGAUAUGUACUUUAUUGUAAAUACACAGAACCAUUGCUGACAUGUCAUGUGCAAUUGUUGUAAAACCGGAUGUUUGAAAAGAAACAGGCGAGCUAAACCAGAAGCGGGAAACGUUUAGAAAAUGGGGAAUGACAAAUUCAGGGUAUGGCUGCAGCCAAUUAUUGGUCAAAAUUAAAAAGGAAUUUGUAGUUUUUGUAAAAAAUACUCAUUUUUAUUUAAUCAGCAUACUUACAUUUUAUCUUUUACUUAUCAAGUUUUUGUCUUUGCAUUUAAACUUCAGUUAUCUUAAAAGUUUUGCUCAUUAGUUAAGGGUUUGUUUUGUUUUAUUAUCAAACAGAAAUGUAUAUAAAAUAGCUAAAAACAUUUUUUGUUAAUCAUUUUCUUAUUUACAUGUUUUAUCUUUUCUAUCCUGACUAGAGACACAAUUACAGAGGAAUAAAGGAAAAGAUGUGAUUGAACAUUUUAAAUGCUUUAUGUAACUUGUUCUUUUACUAUUUUAAACUUUUAUUCAUUAAAAGGGUUUUUGUUUUUGAACCCAAAAGGAAA
This is a messenger RNA of Nothobranchius furzeri (turquoise killifish), 5075 nucleotides long. Its product is annotated as zinc finger protein 235. The record is from RefSeq and is a predicted model, not a curated record. NCBI's taxonomy places the organism in Eukaryota, Metazoa, Chordata, Actinopteri, Cyprinodontiformes, Nothobranchiidae.